This is a messenger RNA of Symbiodinium pilosum, 1446 nucleotides long. The record is from the annotation of a GenBank genome assembly. NCBI's taxonomy places the organism in Eukaryota, Dinophyceae, Suessiales, Symbiodiniaceae.
AUGCCGCCUAAAUUCGUCAGUGACGGCGUGCAUUUCAAACAUGCGUUUUGCUCGCUGAACUCCGGCAAGCUGGACGAAUUCUAUAAGGUCGAGACCAAGAAGAAGCUCGGCGAAGGCUCGUAUGGCUCAGUGUCAAAGGGAACCCACAAGUCCACCAAUGCCGUGCGGGCGAUCAAGGCCAUUGAUCGCACCAAGAUCGCUGACGGAGAAAGAUUUCAGACAGAGGUUGACAUCCAAUCAGCACUAGAUCACCCCAACAUCGUCAAACUCUAUGAGGUCUUCCUGGACGCCAAGAAGGUGUACCUCGUCAUGGAGCUCUGCACUGGAGGUGAACUUUUUGAUCGCAUCCUGGAAGAAGCAGAGAAGCAUGAAGGUGGGGACGCAGCUCGUGCAUUCGAUGAAAGGGGUGCAGCAACCUACAUGCAGCAGAUUCUUGGAGCCAUGAGCUAUCUCCACAACAAUAACUUUGUCCACCGAGACAUCAAGCCGGAGAACUUCCUGCUGCAGAACCGGGAUGUCGACGCACAGAUUAAGGUCAUCGAUUUUGGUCUUGCAAAGCAGCACAAGGUGGGUUCCGGAGAGAAGAUGAAGACGAAGGCUGGGACGCCUUACUACGUAGCGCCGCAGGUGCUGCAGGGGUGCUAUGAUGAAAAGUGCGACGUGUGGAGCUGUGGCGUCAUUUGCUACAUCUUGUUAUGUGGCUAUCCUCCUUUCUACGGGGACUCAGAUCCGGACAUUCUUCGGAUGGUCAAGAAGGGCAAUUUCACAUUCCCUCCAGAGGACUGGGAUGACGUCUCUGCCGAAGCAAAAGAGUGCAUCUCUCUGAUGCUGACAUUCAAUGCCGACAAGCGACCGACUGCAGCCAAGAUGCUGGAGCACCGCUGGUUGGACAAGAAUGCAGAGCUUCCAAAGGGCAAGGUGGCCAAGGACCUGUGCAAACACCUGCGGAAGUUCAACGAAGGCUCGCGCAUGAAGAAGGUGGCACUGACCCUCAUCGCACAGCAGCUGAAGGAUGAGGAUUUGGAACAGCUUCGCACAACCUUCCUGCUGCUGGACAAGAACAAGGAUGGCACCUUGAGCAUUGAGGAGAUACAGAAGGGCAUCGCUGACAGCGCCAUCGAGAUCCCAGCAGACCUCAUCGAAAUCAUGAAGAACCUGGACACAGACGGGUCAGGCAACAUUGACUACACAGAGUUCAUUGCAGCGACGCUGAACCAAAAACAGUACUUGAAGCGAGAUGUUUUGUGGUCUGCCUUCCGCGUCUUCGACAAGGAUGGGGACGGUACGAUCACCAAGCAAGAGUUGGGCGCCAUCCUGAAGGAACAGGCGGAUGGUGAGGUGAUAAUGAAUAUGGUGAAGGAGGUUGACCUCGAUGGUGAUGGCCAGAUUUCCUUUGACGAGUUCGUCAAGAUGAUGGAGAGUGGAAGUGAUAUUGUUUCGAAAUGA